UCAGGGGAGCCAGAGAGGUUAAGGGUGCGGGACAGAGCCAGGUUUUGUUCCCAGGGCUGGCUGUCAUCCAGGUUCAGCCCCUGGCUCCUGGAGCAUCCUGUCCUCCCUGCCUGGAAGUCUGGGCAGGCAGGAGUCAUGGGGUAUAUUCCCAGAAUCCCAGGGUCAGGGAGGCUGGGGGCAGGGCCAGGCGUUGGACAAACAGAUCAAAGGUGAGGCACUCCAGAUCAAACAGAUCAGAGGCUGGGACUCCAGAUCAGGCCUGGCCAGCUGGACGACGAGUGCCAUGAGGCUGCUGCUCUUCCUGGGCCUGCUGUGGGGCGCGGCAGCCACAUCCUCGGGCCCGCAGUGGCCCAAGCCCAUGUUCGGGCGCCUGGCAUCUCCCGGCUUCCCAGGCACGUAUGGCAACAACGAGGAGCAGCGCUGGACCCUGACUGCACCCCCCGGCUACCGCCUGCGCCUCUACUUCACCCACUUCCACCUGGAGCCCUCCUACCUCUGCGAGUACGACUUCGUCAAGCUGAGCUCCGGGACCAAGGUGCUGGCCACCCUGUGCGGGUGGGAGAGCACGGACACAGAGCAGGCGCCCGGCAACACCACCUUCUACUCACGCGGCUCCAGCCUGGACGUCACCUUCCGCUCUGACUACUCCAACGAGAAGCCUUUCACGGGCUUUGAGGCCUUCUACUCAGCAGAGGACAUCGAUGAGUGCCAGGCGCCCCCAGGAGAGGCCCCCACCUGCGACCACCACUGCCACAAUUACCUGGGCGGCUUCUACUGCUCCUGCCGUGCAGGCUAUGCUCUCCACCAGAACAAGCGCACCUGCUCAGCCCAGUGUUCAGGCCAGGUCUUCAUCGCCCGGUCUGGGGUGCUCAGCAGCCCUGAAUACCCGAAGCCAUACCCCAAACUCUCCAGCUGCGCCUACAGCAUCCACCUGGAGGAGGGGUUCAGUGUCAUCCUGGACUUCGUGGAGUCCUUCGACGUGGAGACGCACCCCGAGAGCCACUGCCCCUAUGACUCCCUCAAGAUUCAAACAGAUAAAGAGGAAUAUGGCCCGUUUUGUGGGAAGACGUCGCCCCGCAGGAUUGAAACCAAGAGCAACACUGUGACCAUCACCUUUGUCACCGAUCAGUCGGGGGACCAUGCAGGCUGGAAAAUCCACUACACCAGCACAGCUCAGCCUUGCCCUGAUCCGACGGCGCCACCUAAUGGCCACAUCUCCCCCGUGCAAGCCAAAUAUAUCCUGAAAGACCGCUUCUUCGUCUUUUGCGAGACAGGCUACGAACUUCUGCAAGGUAAUUUGCCCCUGAAAUCAUUUGCUGCAGUCUGUCAGAAAGAUGGAUCUUGGGACCGACCGAUGCCCGAGUGCAGCAUUGUUGACUGUGGUCCUCCUGAUGAUCUACCCAAUGGCCAAGUAGAGUACAUCACAGGUCCCGAAGUGACCACAUACAAAGCCGUGACUCAAUACCGCUGUAACGAGUUCUACGUAAUGAGAAAAGACGACGGUAAAUAUGUGUGUGAGGCUGAUGGAUUCUGGACGAGCUCCAAAGGAGAAAAAUCACUCCCAGUCUGUGAGCCUGUUUGUGGAAUAUCAACCCGUACCACGGGAGGCCGUAUAUACGGAGGACAACCUGCAAAGCUUGGUGAUUUUCCUUGGCAAGUCCUAUUAUUAGGUGAAACCAUAGCAGCAGGUGCACUUCUAUAUGACAACUGGAUCCUAACAGCUGCUCACAAUGUAUAUGGGCAAAAAGAAGAUGCCUCCUCCCUGGACAUUAGAAUGGCUGCCCUGAAGAGACUGUCAACUCAUUAUACACAAGCCUGGGCCGAGGCCAUUUUUAUACAUGAAGGUUACACUCACAAUGCUGGUUAUGAUAACGACAUAGCAUUGAUUAAAUUGAAGAACAGGGUUGUAAUCAAUAGCAACAUCAUGCCUAUCUGUUUGCCAAGAAAAGAAGCUGAAUCCUUCAUGAGGACAAAUGACACUGGAACUGUAUCUGGAUGGGGAUUAACCCAAAGGGGUUUUCUCGCCAGAAAUCUAAUGUUUGUUGACAUACCAAUUGUUGACCAUCAAAAAUGUACCGCUGCGUAUGAAAAGAAGUCCUAUCCAGGGGGAAAGGUAACUGGUAACAUGCUUUGUGCUGGUUUAGAAGCGGGGGGCAAGGAUAGCUGUAAAGGUGACAGUGGAGGGGCACUAGUGUUUCUCGAUAAUGAGACACAGAGGUGGUUCGUGGGAGGAAUAGUGUCUUGGGGUUCCAUUCAUUGUGGGGAAGCAGAUCAGUAUGGGGUCUACACAAAAGUCAUUAACUACAUUCCCUGGAUCAAGAACAUAAUUAAUAAUUUUUAA
This is a messenger RNA of Camelus dromedarius (Arabian camel), 2341 nucleotides long. It is a transcript of the gene MASP2, whose product is annotated as MBL associated serine protease 2. Gene Ontology annotation, molecular function: calcium ion binding; serine-type endopeptidase activity. The coding region runs from base 284 to 2341 and encodes 685 amino acids. Gene Ontology annotation, cellular component: extracellular region. Gene Ontology annotation, biological process: proteolysis; complement activation, lectin pathway. Lineage: Eukaryota; Metazoa; Chordata; Mammalia; Artiodactyla; Camelidae. The record is from RefSeq and is a predicted model, not a curated record. The transcript has 11 exons.